Molecule: messenger RNA, 915 nt
Organism: Candida tropicalis MYA-3404
Lineage: Eukaryota; Fungi; Ascomycota; Pichiomycetes; Serinales; Debaryomycetaceae
Exons: 1
Coding region: 1-915 (304 amino acids)
Biological process (GO): vacuolar acidification
Cellular component (GO): RAVE complex
Source: RefSeq, a predicted model, not a curated record
AUGGCAAGAAAUGAAUUUAGUGAUUGUCGAGAUCCAAGUGGGAAAAUAUCAUUGUUUUAUUUAGCAUUGAAAAAGAAACAAAUAUUGAUUGGAUUAUGGAGAACUGUACAUCAUGCGGAACAACAGAAAAUGUUGAAAUUUUUAAAUAAUGAUUUCACACAACAUCGAUGGAAAUCAGCUGCUUUGAAAAAUGCAUUUGUCUUGUUGGGUAAACAUAGAUAUAUUGAUGCUGCAUAUUUCUUUUUAUUAGGGGAUUCACCAUUGGAUUGUUGUAAUAUAUUAGCUAAUAAAUUAAAUGAUCCAACUUUGGCUAUAGCUAUUGCUAAAAUCUAUGGGAAACUGAAGAUUAAUGAUGAAAAAAAUGAACUUUUAUAUCAAGUUAUCGAGAGAUAUGUUUUACCAGAUGCUAUUAAGAAUGGUGAUAGAUGGACUACAAGUUGGAUUUUUUGGCAAAUCAAAGAAAAGGAAUUAUCUAUUCAAGCAUUAAUUAAAUCACCAAUUGAUAUGGUUUCCAAACAUUCUAAUUUUGAUAUACCUAAAGAUUUACAAGUAUCCACUAAAGGACAAAGUUUCUUACGUGAUGAUCCAGUAUUAAUUAUCUUGUUCAAUGAUUUAAGAAAUAAAAAAAUCAAUUAUCUUAAAGGAUCCUUAAAUAUAUCCAAAGAUGAAGAAUUCCAAUUUAUUAUUAAAGUCUGUAUGAUUUAUACAAGAAUGGGGUGUGAUUAUUUGGCUUUAGAAUUACUCAGAAACUGGACAUUUGACACAAAGGAUGAUGAUUUAAAGAAAUCUGAUCAAAACAAUGGAGGAUAUCUAAAUAAAGAACCAACACCAUUAUCAUCCGUAGCUAAUCUUAAACCACCAAGUUCACAAGCAUUUGAAGAACCCGAUAUGAGUUCAUUUGAUUUUGGAUUUUAA